Molecule: messenger RNA, 327 nt
Organism: Astrephomene gubernaculifera
Lineage: Eukaryota; Viridiplantae; Chlorophyta; Chlorophyceae; Chlamydomonadales; Astrephomenaceae
Source: the annotation of a GenBank genome assembly
CUGGCGGUCACCGACCUGUGGCAGGCCAUCAAGGAACUGGUGCCCAACAAGGUUCCCAGCGGUCAGCGGCUGGAGCGGCUGUCGGUUGCGGGGCGGCACCUGCUGCAGGCGGCGGUGUCGGUGGAGAUGUGGUACGGGGCGCAGGCGCUCAAACAACUCAAGGUUGUGUUGGCUAUCGACUGCGAGGUGGAGUACUAUGUGGUUUCGGAGCUGCAGCAGUGGGGCUUCUUCGGACUCAGCCCGGGCAACCUGGCGCUGCUGCCGCUGCCCAGGUUCCACGGCUUUGCGCAGGACACCCGCACGGGCCACCUGGCGCACGUGAAGGGC